Molecule: messenger RNA, 2516 nt
Organism: Macaca mulatta (Rhesus monkey)
Lineage: Eukaryota; Metazoa; Chordata; Mammalia; Primates; Cercopithecidae
Gene: NECAP1
Product: NECAP endocytosis associated 1
Biological process (GO): endocytosis
Cellular component (GO): membrane; clathrin vesicle coat
Source: RefSeq, marked provisional
AAGAUGGCGGCCGAGUUGGAGUACGAGUCUGUGCUGUGUGUGAAGCCGGACGUCAGCGUCUACCGGAUUCCGCCCCGGGCCUCCAACCGCGGUUACAGGGCAUCUGACUGGAAAUUAGACCAGCCGGAUUGGACUGGUCGCCUCCGAAUCACUUCAAAAGGGAAGAUUGCCUAUAUCAAACUCGAGGAUAAAGUUUCAGGGGAGCUUUUUGCUCAGGCUCCAGUAGAACAAUAUCCUGGUAUUGCUGUGGAGACAGUGACAGAUUCCAGCCGCUACUUUGUAAUCCGGAUCCAGGAUGGUACUGGGCGCAGUGCUUUCAUUGGCAUUGGCUUCACAGAUCGGGGAGAUGCCUUCGACUUUAACGUCUCCUUGCAGGAUCACUUCAAGUGGGUAAAGCAGGAAUCUGAGAUUUCCAAGGAAUCUCAAGAAAUGGACGCUCGUCCUAAGUUGGAUCUGGGCUUCAAGGAAGGACAAACCAUCAAGUUGAGUAUCGGGAACAUUACAACCAAGAAAGGAGGUGCUUCUAAGCCCAGGACUGCAAGGGGUGGGGGCCUGAGCUUACUCCCACCCCCGCCAGGAGGCAAAGUCACUAUUCCCCCACCGUCCUCCUCAGUCGCCAUCAGCAAUCAUGUCACCCCACCACCCAUUCCGAAAUCUAACCAUGGAGGCAGUGAUGCAGAUAUCCUUUUAGAUUUGGAUUCUCCUGCUCCUGUCACGACACCAGCACCAACUCCAGUUUCUGCAGGCAAUGACUUGUGGGGAGAUUUCAGCACUGCAUCCAGCUCUGUUCCAAACCAGGCACCACAGCCAUCCAACUGGGUCCAGUUCUGAAUGGCAUUGGCAGGACAUUAAGGACAGACUUGAGGAAUAAAAAUGACCUUGAGGGCACCAAUCUGUGAGGGAAGUUAGGAACCCAUUUCCUCCCCAGAACCAAAAUGACUGGACAAUCUUUUUCAUAGCUUCUCCAUUACAUUCAAGCUGGUUUAUGUCACUCCCCUGUGUUGUUACUUGUGCAGCCAAGAAAGUAUCUGUUAUCUCCCGCUUAGUACCAAGGUAGGGGACUAGUGGAUCUUAUCAUAGUCUUGGCUGACCAUGCAGGGCUCAAAAGGCCAGCGUCUGAGGGGGAAUGACCUCUAACAUCUGUAAAAUUUGUCUCAUCUUUUAAAUUCUUUAACUUAUUUCAAAAUCAUCUCAUGGCCCUUGUGUGCCUCUUUGUGAAGCCCUAUUUAGCAAUUUCAGGGGAGUCAAAAACCUUGCAACUUCCUUCUCCACUAACCCAGGACUAAAAAUGGACAGGCUGACCUCAGUGUUUACAAAUUCAGAAUUUUGAUAGGGGUAGAUAUGGAGAAAGGCCUAUUUCCUGGGUCUCUGCUGUGUAGCCUCCUUCAGGCUUAUUGUACUCAGUGAACAUCCAGUGCUGGGUGCAGCUCCAUCGCCCUCUUGUGUGUUUACAUGUCUCUUUCUAUGAUAAGAGGGUUGUGUUGGUGGCACCUCCACUAUUCUUUUCUGUUUGUUGAAUUUGAAUUGUGUAACAUCUUUGACCAGUGGGUGUCUCUGUAAUGAAGGAGGUUCAAGAGGCUGUGCUUUCCAAGUGAUAGUCUAUAGGAGUGUUUAAUUUCUUGCAGCUCCAUCUGGUUGCUGCAUUUGAAGCAUGGCAUUAAUUUGUAUUUGCCCUGUUAUUUGACCUAAAGUUGAAGGGUUUAGAGUUUUUAACCUGAUCUGUAGAGCAGAGAGGUUGAAAACACUUAACUCUUGUUUAGUACCCUCAUUGCCUUGCUGCCUGGGUAUCUGGCCCCUUUCCAUAAACAUUUCUUUUCAGUUCAUGUAGUUCUUUAACAGAAAGCUGCUAUUAUGUAUAUUGUCAUUUGUGAAGGAAGUUGGAGAGUCACAGCUUUACUGUGACAGGUUUUGCGCAAGGCUUUGAUACCUGUCACCCAUUGUAUCUUAAAAGCAAGUUGUUCUCCCACUACUUUCCUUUCCCUCUGCCCUGCCAUUCCUUUUACAAUGCUGUGAAAAAAGUUGUGCUUCUUAGGUGAGUGGGUACUUUCUAUUUUGUUUCUCAAUGAGCAAUUUUGAGGAUGAAAUGGGAAGAUAUAAUUGCUUCCCUUUUGCACCUAUUUGGGUAUGUACACUCUGGCAGAAGGGAGUCCUUAGGUUUAGUUUCAAAAUAUAUUACCUUCCUGGAUUCCCUUCUUAACUUUUUCUGACUUGGGUCCAUUUUCUUUUCAUUGCCUCCUUUUCCAGGCAGCUCUAUUCUUGCAGAGCCAUGGCAGGACAUAUUAAAAUUCCAAUAGAGAACACUAAAAGGAAAGUCUGUGGAAUCACUAGUGACUAAAUACUGGGAACCUAUUUUCUCUAUCUUCCUCCAUGUUGUGUUCUUUGUAUUAUCAAGAUGAUAAUAUAUUAUGUAUUUGCAUUCCUGAAAAAUGGAAAAUGUUUAAGAUAUAUGUAUAUAAAGCAUAUGCUGUAUUGGUGCAAUAAUGGUAAUUAAAAAUAUGAAAAAAGUGUCUCUUUUA